This is a messenger RNA of Oncorhynchus tshawytscha (Chinook salmon), 1756 nucleotides long. RefSeq names its product sulfide quinone oxidoreductase (gene sqor). NCBI's taxonomy places the organism in Eukaryota, Metazoa, Chordata, Actinopteri, Salmoniformes, Salmonidae. Gene Ontology annotation, cellular component: mitochondrion. The record is from RefSeq and is a predicted model, not a curated record. The transcript has 10 exons. Gene Ontology annotation, molecular function: FAD binding; sulfide:quinone oxidoreductase activity. Bases 137 to 1486 code for a protein of 449 amino acids.
UACUGUAGCCUUGACUGCCCUAAUUGGCUCUGCAGCGACAAGUGGUGCGUUUGAAAACUAUAGAAAGUUCUCUCUUUUUCUAUUCCGUGUGACUUUACCUGGAACUUUUUUGAAACCGAGAUACAGAAGGGAAUACAUGACAACAGUGACAGUCAUGCACCGGCAGCCAGCCCUGUGGAGGCAGUGCCAUAGGACUGCUGGUAUUGGCAUCUGUCGUCUCCACACCAGCAGCAGCAGUGCCUCCUCCAAAGAGCAUUACAAGGUCCUAGUGCUGGGAGGAGGAACUGGUGGCAUCGCAAUGAGUGCUCGGAUGAAGAGGAAGCUAGGGGCGGAAAAUGUGGCCGUAGUGGAAACCAGUGAGAUGCAUUACUAUCAACCCAUCUGGACGUUGGUUGGAGCUGGGGUUAAAAGUGCGGCCUCCUCUGGUCGCCCUACGGCCAGUGUCAUACCUCCUGGAGUCAAGUGGGUGAAAUCGAAUGUACGGGAGAUCGACCCAGACACAAACACUGUGCGCACAGACAAUGGCAUGGAGAUCUCCUACCAGUAUCUGAUAGUGGCUCUAGGUCUACAACUACACUACGAGAAGAUCAAAGGCCUGCCUGAGAUCGAUGAUUGGGAGGAAUUUAAGAUUGGUUCAAACUACUCCGUACUAACUGUGGAGAAGACGUGGCGUGCCCUGCAGAACUUCAAGGAGGGAAAUGCUAUAUUCUCUUUCCCCAACACUCCGGUGAAGUGUGCAGGAGCACCACAGAAGAUCAUGUACCUGACCGAUGCUUAUCUCAGAAAGACAGGGAAAAGAGCAACUGCCAACGUCAUGUACAACACGUCACUGCCAGUGCUGUUUGGGAUCAAGAAAUAUGCAGAUGCAUUGUGGGAGAUAGUGAAGAAUCGCGACAUCCAGGUGAAUCUCAGACACAACCUCGUAGAGGUCCGGGCCAACAAGCAGGAGGCCGUGUUUGAAAACCUUGACAAUCCUGGAGAAACUGAAGUGUUUGAGUAUGAGAUGCUUCACGUCACUCCUCCAAUGGGACCCAACCCGGUGAUUAAAGGAUCCUCAUUGGCUGAUGAGGGUGGCUGGCUGGACGUCAACAAAGAGACCCUUCAACAUAACAAGUAUCCCAACGUGUUUGGGAUCGGAGACUGCACCAACCUGCCAACAGCCAAAACAGCUGCUGCGGUGGCUGCUCAGUCUAGUAUUCUGGACAGGACUAUUUCAAAAGUCUUGAAGAAUGAGAUGCCGGAUACGAAGUACGAUGGCUACACAUCCUGCCCUUUGGUGACGAGUUACAGUAAAGUAAUUCUCGCUGAGUUUGACUAUAGUGGUCAGCCAUUGGAGACAUUCCCCAUUGACCAGAGCAAGGAGAGAUGGACCAUGUACCACAUGAAAGCUGACGUGAUGCCUCAUCUGUACUGGCAUGGUCUUCUCAAGGGCUUCUGGGGCGGACCAGGACCAAUCAGGAAAAUCAUGCACCUUGGGAUGAAAUAGAAGUUAUAACCUGUUAAAAUAUGCUGUUCCAGACUGCUACACUGUAAUCUUUACAAUAAGCAUGAUCGUUUCAUAAUACAAUUUAAACAAGUCAUUGACAAUCAAUUGAAAUCUCAAAGUAAAUCGAUGACAAAAGUAAUAUUGCAGCAUUCCAUGACAUACUAUAUCGUUCAUUAUAAACUGGGUGGUUCGAGCUCUGAAUGCUGAUUGGCUGAAAGCCGUAGUAUAUCAGACCGUAUACAACAGGUAUGACAAAACAUGUAUUUUUAG